CAUUACGACUCUUUUGGAGGCUCAUUCAAAAUGGAGUAAAGCUUACUGACACAAAUAUAAACAUACAGCUUUUUACUACUCUUUUAUUUAUUAUAACACAAACAGGUUGUUACUCAUUAGAAAACAAGUAGCUCCUGCACAAUGACGGAAGAAAAGAAGACGGGCUCUUUGGGUUUCUUUUCGAGCUACGAUGACCUGAGCGACAGCAGCGAUGGCAGCGACUCCGACGAGGAGGGGGAAAGUCGGAAGAAGAAGCCGGGGACAGACGCUCAUGGCGUGGGAGCACAGUCCUCACAACACGGGACCAAACGAGCCGCCGGUGGAGCUCCGUUACCCAAACCUGAAGAGCUGUUCGGCUCCGUGUCCAAGCCUGCCUUUCUCUACAACCCGCUCAACAAGGAGAUAGACUGGGAGAGUCUGACGGUCAAAGCUCCUGAAGAGCCUGCCAGAGAGUUCAAGCCAUGGAAGACAAAUGCUGUGCCCCCUCCUGAGAGCUACUCUUCAGAGCCAGAGAGGAAGAAGGGACCUCCCCCAGGCAUGGACAUGGCUAUAAAGUGGUCCAAUGUGUACGAGGACAAUGGGGAAGAUGCACCGCAGCCUUUUGGUGGCACCGCCCGAUUCUUACCCCCCGAUGAGGAACUCUCUGAAUCAG
This is a messenger RNA of Notothenia coriiceps (black rockcod), 652 nucleotides long. It is a transcript of the gene cunh1orf52, whose product is annotated as chromosome unknown C1orf52 homolog. The record is from RefSeq and is a predicted model, not a curated record. The transcript has 2 exons. Lineage: Eukaryota; Metazoa; Chordata; Actinopteri; Perciformes; Nototheniidae. The annotation marks the transcript as partial.